Gymnogyps californianus (California condor) is the source of this 1557-nucleotide messenger RNA. Its product is annotated as BPI fold-containing family B member 6-like. Lineage: Eukaryota; Metazoa; Chordata; Aves; Accipitriformes; Cathartidae. Gene Ontology annotation, molecular function: lipid binding. The record is from RefSeq and is a predicted model, not a curated record.
AUGUCAAGGAUUUGGAGCAUUUUAUUCCUUGGCGGCUGGCUGGUGUGGUCAGGAGGAGCUGCUGGCCCGGGAGCUGUCAUCAGGAUCGAUCUUGGAACGAUAGACCGCGCGGUCUCCACUGUGCUGAAUGAGAGUGAUGUUCUGCAGAAAAUGGCAGAGGAAGCCGCAAAAAAAAAAGCCAACGCCAAACCCAUCAAAGGCAUCUCGGGGCUGAAAGUGAAAGAUCUCUGUCCCCCAGUGAUAUCACUCACGCUCUCGCCGGGCUCGGGGCUCUUCAUGGCCGUCUUAAUCCAAAUGACCAUCACUGGGAAAAGCUUUAUAGGAGGAAACAUGGAAAUGGCUCUGGCCGCAAACCUGACGACCAGCAGCCGGCUGUGGCAGGACGCUGCGGGCAUCCCCAGGCUCAGCUGCAGGAACUGCCACGUCGCUCUCGUCAGCGUUAAAACCAACCUCCCCAGCAGCAUGCUGCCCAAAGUGAUGAGCAAGUUUCUGGACAGCACCCUUCAGAAAGUGCUGCCAGGUCUGCUGUGUCCAGCUGUCGAUGCAGUGCUCAACCUUGUGAAUGCAAAAUUCACCACCCUGACUUCCGAGAUCCCUCUUGGGAGUGCUGGGACCCUCCAGUACGCUUUGCUGAACCCCCCACUGACGAGUGAAACUUUCAUAGAGCUGGAUUUGAAGACCGUUCUCCACCAAAAGGAGGGAAAGGAGGUUGACCUUCCCAUGGACCAACCAGCUCUUGCUUCUCUGCCACCAAAGAGGGAUGCUGCUACCCAGCUCAUCCUGUCUGCAAACUUUUUGAGUGCUGAGCUCUCUGUUCUGCAGACAUCCUUCAACCUGGACAUCAGCAACAACAUGGUUCUUGGGCUUCCCCCACUGGUGACCACGAUGCUUGGAACCCUCAUCCCCGAGAUUUCCAGGGUGCUGCCUCCAUCACAGCCAGUGGUGAUUGAAAUGCGAGAAGCAAAAGCACCAGUGGUGACCAUAACCCCGGACAAAAGCUUUGUGCAGCUCUUCAGCACCGCCGAGUUUUGGGUUUCCCCUUCAGAGACUGCUCCCGAAUCCCUCUUUGUCCUGGAUGUUCACAGCGACCUGGAGGCGCAGUUUGCCAUUGCAGAAGAAAAGCUGCGGCUCUCCCUCACUCUGCAAAGGAUGGAGAAAACGCUCUCGGUGGGAAGCAGCCCCUUCCUGGAGGGAGGCUGGCGGAGCCGCGGCACCUCCGGUGCAAGGGGGAGGUUUGCUGGAGGCCAAGAUCUGGGCGAGGAGUCUGCUGAGGGUGACGGGACUGGGGGGCUGCGGGAGGUGAAUGAUGCUGUGCCUUUCCUCUCCCUGCAGUCUGCCUCGGGUGGCCUUGGCUUCUCCUCCCUUGGGACGUUUGACGAGCUGCCGCUGAAAGGAGUUUUGGCAGAUAUUAUUCAUGUGGCUUAUGUGCCAUCGAUCAACAGGGUGCUGCGUGGAGGGGUCCCCCUGCCCGACCUGCUGGGCAUCACCUACCGUUGGGCGAACAUCAGCGGGUUCGAGAAUGCUCUAGUGCUGGACGUGCCCGUCACGGAGACCUGA